AUGUCUAAAUGUCCAAAUUAUUCUGAUAUGUCUAAAUGUCUAAUCAUUUUGACAUGUCCAAAUUAUUCUGAUACGUCUAAAUGUCUAAUUGUUUUGACAUGUCCAAAUUAUUCUGAUAUGUCUAAAUGUCUAAUUGUUUUGACAUGUCCAAAUUAUUCUGAUACGUCUAAAUGUCUAAUUGUUUUGACAUGUCUAAAUUAUUCUGAUACGUCUAAAUGUCUAAUUGUUUUGACAUGUCUAAAUUAUUCAGAUGUGUCUAAAUGUCCAAUUGUUUUGACAUGUCUAAAUUAUUCUGACAUUGAUAAUAAAUCCAUUGGAAGGCCUGGAUCUUCUGUAUGGAAUCACUUUACAAAAGGUGAAGGAAAAAGUAAAGGAAAGCAUACAGCUACAUGUUUAUUUUGUAAUAAAUAUUAUCCAAGAGGUACUCCAAAUGAAUUAGAGUCUCAUUUAGCAACUACAUGUAUUCAAGUUCCUUCUUCACUAAAAGAACAUUAUUUAAGAGUUAUAUCAAACAAAGAUUGUGAUUCAAAUAAAUAUUUAAAUCAUGAUAAAAUACGUGAAUUGAUGUUGUUUGCAAUUGAAUUGUGGGCAGAUAUGGGUCAUGGAAAACAAACUUCAACAAGGCUUAUUAGUGAAGCUGAAAAAUUAUUAGAAAAUGAAGAUAAUGAAGAAAUUGAGAUUGGAAAUGAUGAAAAUAAUGAAGAAAUCGAAGUUGAUGAUGUUGAAAGUAAUGAAGAUGCUGCAAUUAACAACCAAACAAGAUUAUUAAUUGAAGACUAUAUUAAUAUUGAUAUAAAUUUAUUUAAUUCCGAGAUUAAUAGUAGUGUAAACCAAUUUAUUGAUGAACAGGAAAUAAUUGAAGAAGAUGAUUUAGAUUUUUGA
This is a messenger RNA of Entrophospora sp. SA101, 882 nucleotides long. The record is from the annotation of a GenBank genome assembly. NCBI's taxonomy places the organism in Eukaryota, Fungi, Glomeromycota, Glomeromycetes, Entrophosporales, Entrophosporaceae.